UCCUGCUCCCUUCUUCUUUAGCAAGAAAGAAAGAAGAAAGAAAACAGUCCCCGGCCGCCGCACCUGAGAGCCCUCAUAAAAGUUCGUCGAAAAUAAUUGGCGAAAAGACUGGAUCUUUAUCUGCAGCGAGGUGCUUCUGGAGAAGAAGGGUAAGCAGGAUUCAGACAUCCAUCAGGAGAUGGGGGUCAAGAAGCCGCAGCCGGCGCCGGAGAAGCCAAAGCCGGAGCCGCAGGUGCUAGUGCCGCCGGUCUUCGACUUCCCUCCCUUGGCCGCCCGCACCAGGAUGUUGGUGCCGGCAUAUGAGCUCAUGUUCGGAAAGCUCGCGCGACGCAGCCUCUUUGAUGACUACCUCCAUUCUGGGGGCGUGGAUGCGCAGAUUGUGUUGAAGCAGCUGGGAGAUUCUCAUGCUGAUCUCACUGCCACCAUGUCUACAAAUGGGGGGGAAGCUCACUUUCGAUGGCAGAGGGAUUUGAAAGAUCCCAAUACGUUUGUAGACUUUCUUGUGUCGACUUCAAAGCCCACAAUGCGGCUGUCUUCAAGCAUUUACUAUCCGAAGUAUCGUAUUGGCGCCUUUGGGACAUUCCCUUUGAAUAUGGCAAACAGGGCAUGCCCAGAAGAUUAUGGUGUCAUGGGUUUAAGAUAUGGUUCAGAGAAUCUAUCAAUUGGGGCCUCCUUCGUCCCAUUUCCUUCGCCUGGUGAGGUACCCUAUGGUGCAUGGUUGGUUGGGAGAAAAGGGAAUUUAAGUGCAGGCGUACAAUACAAACCAAUAGGUGGAAGCAAGCAUCCUAUGCCUUUUACUGACUUGAUGAACUGGAAUUGUGCAAUCGGUUAUGGUGUAGGCUCAAGUAGCCCACUCAGCCCUUCAUUUAAUUUUGCACUAGAGCUUGUUAGAAGUUCGCAGCUGGUUGCAUCGUUCUAUCAACACCAUAUUUCUGCAAAGGUACUAAAUUAUCGGGGUGGAGAUGAAACUUUGAACUACAUUGAUCUUGGACUUGAGCUAGCCACAAGGGUGGAUAAAGACAAACCAACAGAUGAUGCUGGCAAUUCAUCGUUUCAGGUAGCUGCAAGUUGGCAGCUUCAUACAGAUUUACUUGUAAAGGGGAAAUUAGGCCCUUCGAAAUCUUCUGCAGCAUUGGCGUAUAAGUUUCCACCCUUCUUUACAUGUAGUAUCACAGUUGAAAAUGAUCAUUCGAAAGGUACAAGAUCGUAUGGGUUGGGAAUUCGUGUUGAGGAUUUCAGAGAAGCCAGAUACCAAACACUUAAUCGAGAGUGUACGGUCUUGAAACAACAUGAGAUAGACGUUGAUGGGAAGAAGCGCACCCUCGAGUUUGACUUUGGUCCAGGCAACUAUGACAAUUUACCAACGGAGUUGAAACCUAUUGACAAAGUAUUGUAAUUGUAGGUUGUUACACUUGCUCUUCAUCAUGUAGUCGGGAAGCCCCAUAAAACUAUCAGUUAUUAUGGGUGUUAGUAGAUUAGUUGAUCGACUCUGCUUUGAUAAGGAAUGUGUUGAGACAGACUGUCAUUCAACCGUGAAAUACAAUGGUACUGUAUGCAGUUAUCUGUCAAAUGUUCAAGAGAUAGAUCUUCAACUGUCA
Triticum dicoccoides is the source of this 1598-nucleotide messenger RNA. RefSeq lists its product as uncharacterized. The coding region runs from base 179 to 1396 and encodes 405 amino acids. Lineage: Eukaryota; Viridiplantae; Streptophyta; Magnoliopsida; Poales; Poaceae. The record is from RefSeq and is a predicted model, not a curated record. The transcript has 14 exons.